Coturnix japonica (Japanese quail) is the source of this 1091-nucleotide messenger RNA. It is a transcript of the gene PDCL3, whose product is annotated as phosducin like 3. Gene Ontology annotation, molecular function: vascular endothelial growth factor receptor 2 binding; protein folding chaperone. Gene Ontology annotation, cellular component: cytoplasm. The record is from RefSeq and is a predicted model, not a curated record. NCBI's taxonomy places the organism in Eukaryota, Metazoa, Chordata, Aves, Galliformes, Phasianidae. Gene Ontology annotation, biological process: positive regulation of gene expression; protein folding; angiogenesis.
UCGCCCCGCCCCGUCCGCCAGCCCCGCCUCGCCGCGCCGCGCACGCCGGGACCGGCCCUGCCCAGCCCCGCCGCUCCGCAGGCCGCUGUCCCGCAGGCAAGAUGCAGGACCCAGAGAAAGACACUGAGUGGAAUGACAUCCUGCGUAAGAAAGGGAUCCUUCCUCCGAAGGAAAACCGAGAAGAGCAGGAGCGUGCAAAGGAAGAAGAGCAGUUUGAAAUCCUUCAGAAGUCUCUGGUGAAAACAUAUGAGGACAUGACUCUGGAGGAGCUAGAAGAAAAUGAGGAUGAAUUUAAUGAGGAAGAUGAGAGAGCUAUUGAAAUGUACAGACAGCAAAGAUUAGCAGAAAUGAAAGCGGCUCAAAUGAAGAAUAAAUUUGGAGAAGUUUUGGAGAUUUCUGGAAAGGAUUAUGUUCAAGAGGUUACAAAAGCUGGGAAAGGCAUAUGGGUAGUCCUGCACCUCUACAAACAGGGAAUUCCACUCUGUGCCUUAAUAAACCAACAUUUAAGUGGACUUGCAAAAAAGUUCAGAGAUGUGAAAUUCAUCAAAGCUAUCUCUACCACCUGCAUACCCAACUACCCCGACAAGAAUCUGCCUACGAUAUUUGUCUACCUUGAAGGAGACAUCAGAGCUCAGUUCAUUGGGCCUUUGGUGUUCGGUGGCAUGAACUUGACGAGGGAUGAACUGGAGUGGAAGAUCUCGGAGUCAGGUGCCAUCAAGACAGACCUUGAGGAGAACCCCAGGAAACAGAUCCAAGACCAGCUCAUGUCCUCCAUAAGGGCAUGCGUCCCAACCAGGGGAGAGAGUGACUCAGAGGAUGACUAACUCCUACAUCAGCAUCGGGGUUGAUACAAUACACUUACAGACAGUGUUCCUGCCCAAAGGACUGGAGGUGCUCAUCAAGAUCUUCCUGAACCCCAGAAGGGGAGCAUUUCAAGGCACCUUCACUUGAGAUUGUAAAAGACUUUUUGUAUUACAGAGCCUGAGUAAAUCUUACUCCAAGUUUUAAAAUACAGGUAUUGGUAGAUACUAAAGUCUGUUGUUGUUAUUUUAUUAAUAAACUGCUGACACUUUAUUUUAAAGCAUAAAAUA